AUGGCCGAACUGCCCGAUCUCGGCCGCCAUUGUGCCCUACAAAUUUGCGGAAGACUCGACUACACGCCCCACCUCUGCAAGCAGUGCGAGCAGUUUUUCUGUGGCGACCACCGCCUCUCGCACGGCUGCGCGACCACAUCGAAUAUCUGGGAUGGAACAUCAAAGUUAACUAAGAAGCUAAACAUACCCGACACAGCCCAGUCCGUCGUUUGCGAAGUGGAAAAGCCGAAAAAGAUCCUGACCGACGCGGAGCGGCAGCGAAUGGAGAAGAUCGAGACGAUGAAAUGUAAAUCGAGCACAAAAGGCCACGACAUACAGCAAGCCGAUAUUCGUUUCCUACACGUUGAAGCCACCGGAAACGCACAGGGAAAGUUCGUGCUAGUCGAUAAGAAGUGGACGGUCAGUCGCUGCGUCGACACGACUAUCCGUCACUUCGCGCUCGUCAACACCGGCAGCGACGCUUGGGCAAAGAAAUAUCAACUCUACAAAGACGGCCAGAGGGAACCGUUGAGCCCGUCGGAAGAAAUUGGCAAGCUCAUCGACUUCAACAAGAAUAACGUCAGCUACGUACAGCUCAAACUGGAUCAA
Mesorhabditis spiculigera is the source of this 588-nucleotide messenger RNA. Lineage: Eukaryota; Metazoa; Nematoda; Chromadorea; Rhabditida; Rhabditidae. The record is from the annotation of a GenBank genome assembly.